Molecule: messenger RNA, 1509 nt
Organism: Phragmites australis (common reed)
Lineage: Eukaryota; Viridiplantae; Streptophyta; Magnoliopsida; Poales; Poaceae
Product: cold-regulated protein 27-like
Exons: 3
Coding region: 520-1107 (195 amino acids)
Biological process (GO): response to cold; regulation of circadian rhythm
Source: RefSeq, a predicted model, not a curated record
GUGAAAAAGACGAGCCAGGGUCCGAUCUCUUCAACACCGUCUUCUCUCUGCUGCUCUCUCUCCCUCUCUCUGCCCGUCUUCCUUCUGUGCCGUUUGCCCAGAGCCUAGGCUAAAUCUGGAAUCUUUCUUGUUCUCUUUUGCGAGGAUUGUUUGAUUUGUGGGGCGUGGUUAAGAGUUCACCUGAAUUCUGAAGACAAUUUGUCAUUUCCGUACCUAGGUGGAGUCAUUCUUGUGAUUUCUUGGUUCUUGGAGUUGCAAUCUUCUCCACCUUUGUUUUUGUCCAUCCAUAAUCACCCGGCCUCUAAGAUAAUCACGUUUAUUUCUUACUCCGAAUUGCUUUUUUGUUGAUCUCCUGGCUUUCUGCGGCUUCUCCAAAAUUUCAGAAGGAAGAAAUCUGUUCAUCGCAGAACAGAGAACAAAAAAAUUCGUUUUAUAUCUGACAAAGUUUCAGGAAAAUAGAAGCAAAUCCUUGGUUUAUUUCCUCCCGUUGCUUGUUCCUUCUCUCAUUGAAAGAAUCGAAUGGGGGAUGUGUCGUUGAAUCGACCCAUUAAUGCCGAGCCAGCCGCCGGUGGCAUUGCCAAGAGCAAUCGAAUUCUAGACACGAUGUCACCCGGGUGGACAGAUGAGAGACACAUGAUGUAUAUAAGCUCCAUGGAGGCAUCUUUUGUAGAUCAACUGUACAAUCACCAUGCACACAAUGCAAAUGGUGAAGGCUUCAAGGUUCACCGGGGUGGUGUGUGGGAGUACAUCAAGUAUGAGAAGAAGACUAAUUCUUGUGCGCAAAGCAGGAAAAAAUACUGCCUACCUGCAAACCCCUGGAUCCAGCAUUUCAGACAGCGUAACUGUGGUAGCAAUGCGCAAAGUGAUGGGCUGGAGGUUUCGGAGGGUGAUCAUGAAUCAGGUACUCAGACAAACCGGGUGAGGCUUUCAGUGUCUCAUGGAAGGGAAUGGGAAGCUUGUAAAGGAGAAAAACAGCUUCUUGAUGAAAGUACAGAGGUCUCUGAUCAGAAUUUUGCUGACGAUGAGGUGGAAGUUGAAGCAGAAUCAAGUAAAGCAUGCAAGAGAAGGAGAUUAAGCAGCAGCAUUUCCCGCUACCGUGAUGAAUGAUAAAGUAAAUUAGCUUAGUCUGUUGCAGGUAUUGAGAUAACUAUCCUAAAAGGUGCUAAGAUGAUGGGACAAGUCUAAAAAAAUUUCUGCAGCCACAAAAGCUGUUGGAAGCCAAGAUACUCCGAAGGAAGGCGUUGAAUAGUAGUUAUUAGUGAUUUUGUAAUUGAUUAGUACUGGAGCAAUUAGUGUCGGCAUUUUAGAAGAUUAGGUUCUAGUUAUGUAUCUUUGUAUAUUGCUACUAUUUGUCAGUAGUACUGUUUUAGUGCCUCACUCUUGUCAGAAGAAUAAUAGAGCUCACUUAUUGGUAGAGAUAUAUAGUUUGAUCUUAUGAAUGUAAUGCUUUUAGCUGCUGCUUUGGGCCAGCUUCUGUUUCCAAUAUGAGUGAAAUGCACAAGUUUGCCA